This is a messenger RNA of Marasmius oreades (fairy-ring Marasmius), 1155 nucleotides long. RefSeq lists its product as uncharacterized. NCBI's taxonomy places the organism in Eukaryota, Fungi, Basidiomycota, Agaricomycetes, Agaricales, Marasmiaceae. The record is from RefSeq and is a predicted model, not a curated record. The transcript has 2 exons. Bases 1 to 891 code for a protein of 296 amino acids.
AUGAAGCUACCAUCGAGUUCUUCUCUCAUCUUCGCUACUCUCGCCAUAUCGUCGUCGUCCAGCAGUCUCGCUGCACCCACUGGUGAUGGACAACCUUCAAGUGGUAUUCCUGCGUCGACGUCCUUCAAACCUCUAAGGCGUGAUUCAGUUUCGAUGCCUCAACGUAUUACGCGCGACGUAGAGGACGGUGAGCUUGAACCCAGAGAAGCUAGUCCGGCGUGUGUAAUUUUCCCGCUUGCCGAUGGUAUCUUGAAUAGGGUUGGCGGGAUUGUUGCUGGCAUUCCUCUGAUAGGCACACUUGGUGAACCCGUUCUCAAGCUUGGAGAGGCAGUGAUACCUCUCGCUUCACACCUACUGAAAUGUCCCGAGGAGUUCAAGUCUCCGAUGAACAGUGCAAGUGUUCAAACCUUCGAUACUUCUCAAAGCGGUGCCGCCAAUGGCGAUUCUUCGUCCCGCCCUUCUGACGGUACACCUCCCAACAGUCCCACAACGUCCUCGGGCUCUGCAUCAGCAUCAACUCUUGCUCGUCGCGACCUCCAACCUGCCGAUUCUGCUCGUCUUCCAGUUCAGCCACCGGUAAAGCCUCCCGUCGGAGCAGAUCCGACUCUCGAACUACCUGGUCAUCUUCCUGUACCUAUCGAUUCUUCUUUUCCUCCAGUUCAGCCACCGGUAAAGCCUCUCGUCGGAUCUGCUCCGAUUCUCGAACUACCUGGCCAUCCUCCUGUACCUAUCGAUCCGCCUCUUCCUGCACUGGUUAACCUGCCGGUUCGAUCUAUUUCUGGGACUUCACAAAGUGACCCACCGGUGUCACAGCGUCUACCUGGAACUCCAAAGCAAUUUGCAGGGAAAGCUAGAAGUGCUGGACCAGCUCCUACUAAGCCUCUUGACUAGGGGAGCAACGAAAAUGGACGAGUUCAGGUAGAGGUACCAGAACUUGGCAUUGCCGUAGCAGUGGAGGUUUCUUUAGCUAUGGUGGAAGCGGAAGCGGAAGUCGAAGACUUGUGAGGUCUGAGUUUACUCGGAGGCGUGACAGGAGCGUGGCCGGUGACAUCCUCAGAUUAACGAUACAUACAUAUUAUACCAUAGUAUACCCGAACUUGUUAGCGAAUGAUGUACCUGGGCUUCUAUAAUACAUACUUGCAAUUUCUUUCACGC